Manis javanica (Malayan pangolin) is the source of this 717-nucleotide messenger RNA. NCBI's taxonomy places the organism in Eukaryota, Metazoa, Chordata, Mammalia, Pholidota, Manidae. The record is from RefSeq and is a predicted model, not a curated record.
AUGCUCCCAUGGAUCUGUCUCUUCCUUCAACGUGUUUGGCCAGACAAAGCCACGGACGCCUCUUCUACCAGUCUCCUCCGACUGUCCUCCAAUCUCUUUUCCAGUCGCCACCUUCGGAACCAUCUUCUCAGUUAUCCUCUGUCACAGGGACCAACAAAAACUGUUUUGAGUUUAACUCCUUACUGCUUAUCAACUGUGAGCUCCCAGUUUCGUCAGAACUAUUCUGCCGAAGUGGAGACCACUGUCAACUGCCUGGUCGACCUGUAUCUGUGGGUCUCCUACAACUACCUCUCUCUGAGUUUCUAUUUUGAGCAUGAUGAUGUGGCUCUGUAGAGCGGAGGCCACGUCUUCCGCAAAUUGGCCCAGGAGAAGUGUGAAGGUGCCGAGCGUCUCUUGAAGAUGCAAAACAAGCGUGGCGGCUGCGCCCUCUUCCAGGACAUGCAGAAGCUGUCCCAAGAUGAGCGGGGUAAAACCCUAGAUGCCAUGGAAGUUGCCAUAGUCCUGAAGAAACGGAACCAGGCCCUCUUGGAUCUGCAUACCCUGGGUUGUAAGCGCUCAGACCCCCAACCCUGUGACUUCCUGGAGAACCACUUCCUAGAUGAGGAGGUGAAACUCAUCAAGAAGAUGGAAGACCACCUGACCAAUCUCCGCAGGCGGCAGGCCGGGGCUGCCCUGGGCGAGUAUCAUUUCAAAAGGUUCACCCUCAAGCACGACUAG